Molecule: messenger RNA, 3497 nt
Organism: Nyctereutes procyonoides (raccoon dog)
Lineage: Eukaryota; Metazoa; Chordata; Mammalia; Carnivora; Canidae
Gene: RNF170
Product: ring finger protein 170
Exons: 7
Coding region: 232-1008 (258 amino acids)
Molecular function (GO): ubiquitin protein ligase activity
Source: RefSeq, a predicted model, not a curated record
GCACGCGCCGGGCCCUGGCGGCGGCUGAGGCGGCGGCGGGUCCCCCUCCGCCGUCCGCCCGCAGCCUCACGGAAGCGCGGCAGUGCGCGUGCGCCUGUGUCCGCUCUCCAAAUUAAAAAAGGGACGGCUAGUGGUUGCCCGGGAGGGGUGGCGGGGGCCGUGCCCGGAAAUAACCUCCGUUCUCUGUCACCGGGAACUGGCGAGGUAGCCUCUGCGCCGGAGAGACUUGGAAUGGCCAAAUAUCAAGGUGAAGUUCAAAGUUUGAAAUUGGAUGAUGAUUCAGUCAUAGAAGGAGUAAGUGACCAAGUACUUGUGGCAGUUGUGGUCAGUUUCGCUUUGAUUGCUACCCUGGUAUAUGCACUUUUCAGAAAUGCACAUCAGAACAUUCACCCAGAAAACCAAGAGCUAGUAAGGGUACUUCGGGAGCAACUGCAAACAGAGCAGGAUGCCCCUGCUGCUGCUCGGCAGCAGUUCUACACUGACAUGUACUGUCCAAUCUGUUUACAUCAAGCCUCCUUCCCUGUUGAAACAAACUGUGGACAUCUUUUUUGUGGUACCUGCAUUAUUGCAUACUGGCGGUAUGGUUCAUGGCUUGGGGCAAUCAGUUGUCCAAUCUGUAGACAAACGGUAACUUUACUGCUAACAGUAUUUGGUGAAAAUGACCAAUCUCAGGAUGUUGUAUCAUUGCGUCAAGAUAUUAAUGAUUAUAACCGGAGAUUCUCAGGGCAGCCCAGAUCUAUUAUGGAAAGAAUUAUGGAUCUACCUACUUUACUGAGGCAUGCAUUCAGGGAAAUGUUUUCAGUCGGGGGCCUUUUCUGGAUGUUCCGCAUCAGGAUAAUACUUUGUUUAAUGGGAGCUUUUUUCUAUCUCAUAUCACCUCUAGAUUUUGUACCUGAAGCCUUGUUUGGAAUUCUAGGCUUUCUAGAUGAUUUCUUUGUCAUCUUUUUGUUGCUCAUCUACAUCUCUAUUAUGUAUCGAGAAGUAAUAACACAAAGACUAAACAGGUGAAAAAGUGUGAGUUUACUAAAAUGUUUCAGCCUAUGUGUGAAAUCAGAAGAGCCCAUGGCAGUAUAGCAUUUGAAUAUUAUUGUACAAGCUUAAAACAACUGUGUGACAAACAUUUGAUUUCAUUUGGCAAAUGCCUAACAAGAUAGGACUGGAAUUUUUACAUUACAGGUUCUAAUAUUAAGAUUAGAAUUAUAAUAACUUACAACUAUAUAUUGAUUCUGUGUUGUCUCUAAGUCUCUGGAAGAAAUAUGGAAUUAUAUAAAAAGGGAUAAUUUUGUACCUUUUUAUUUUUCCAAAAAUUACUCAGAUUAAUUGGAAAAAUAGUAAGAUACUGUUUUACAGUUUAUCCAAUUUAUCCUUUUCAGUGUGUAUCUAUAUGAUAUAUCGCUACGAGAUGCAUCUAAUUAUUUUUGUUACAAUAAAAUGUACAAUAUUGGGGGAAAGUCAGUGUGUCUUUUAGUACUAGCUAAGUUUUAUGCAUUUGGAGCAGUUGUGCUUUUCCAUUCUGAUAUAAUUCUUUGCUAUCAGCUACAGUUAAAGAAGAAACUUGAAAUUUAUAAUAUGAUUUUUUUUAAUUUAUUUAUUCAUGAGAGACACAGAGAUAGAGAGAGAUGCAGAGACACAGGCAGAGGGAGAAGCAGGCUCCAUGCAGGGAGCCCAACGUGGGACUCCAUCCCGGGUCCCCAGGAUCAGGCCCUGGACUGAAGUCGGCGCUAAAUCGCUGAGCCACCCGGGCUGCCCCUAUAAUUUGAUUUUAUGUUUUGGUUUAUAAGACACUUGUUAAUCAAAAGAAGAAUUAACACGAUACAAGACAUUUAUCUGUAGUCAGCACACAUGAUUUUUUUCAGUUGUGACAUUUAAACAAGAAUUUGGUUGGUUUUUUUUUUUUUUUUUUAAGAUUUUAUUUAUUUAUUCGUGAGAGACAGGGGCGGGGGGCAGAGACAGAAGCAGGCUCCAUGCAGGGAGCCCAACUUGGGACCCGAUCCCAGGUCUCCAGGAUCACACCCUGGGCUUUAAGUGGUGCUAAACCACUGGGCCACUGGGGCUGCCCAAGAAUUUGGUUCUUUUAUAGAAAUCAUCUAUCAAAGUAACUUGUAAAGGGAAAUUUUUUUUCAGGAACCUCUGUGAUACUGCAAACACAUAGUAGUUUGAUGCGUUUCUGAGGAAAGUAGCUUUUCAUGGCAAUGAGCAUCAAAGACCUUGGGAUGGGUAUAGGGACACUAUUUAAAUUUAACAAGAGAUAUUACUGGUGAGCUAUACCAACAGAAUGGGCAAUUUUGGUUUUCUUAUCAGAAAACUUUUGUAAUACUGUCCCUAGAUGGCAGCAUAUAGCCCAGAUUCCUCAGGUCUAACACAAUGAGCAAGUGUUGUCUGAGGCAAUUCAAUAAAAAAGUUAUCUUGCUUUUUUGAUGGCUACAGCAUAAGUACCUAAUGCUCUCAUCUGCAGUUUUCUGUUUUAGAAGAAUCAAAACCACAAGGUUAUGAAAUCCUGACUCCCUCAGCUGGCACUGCUCAUCUGUGAACUGGACAGCAAGGUAAUCAAUCAAUGCCAAGGGGUCAGUGCUGGCUCUGUCACCUUGCAGUCACUGAUGGUCAUACUGUCCAUUCAUAUGUUAGUGAGCCUAUUUAUGUAUUGAGGGAGAAAAACCCCCAAAUCUAUCACAUUCUCUCAAGUUCAUCUGAUUAAUCAUUAAUUAAUGAGAUGCUGAAUGAAAUACCAGUAACAGUAUUUUCUAAUUUGGGUGUACCUUUGUAUUGCUUGUCAUAGAGAAAACAAUAAUGCAUAAAUGUAAUACAUUAUAAUUAAAGCAUUUCUUGCAUACUUGACAUUUUAUCCUUAGGACAGUCAUGUGAAGAAGGCAGAGUAUUGCCUUCCUUUUCAUAGAUGAAAUCCUUGUGUUACAGAUUAAAUUUUGGUUUGAAGCCAUGCACAAAUAACUGCAUAAACAGGUAUUAGACUUUUAGUAAACUUCUUAGUAUGGGUUCAAAUAGAUGUGAAGGUUACUAUGAAGAGAUGAAAAGCAGGAGAGAAACUGGGAACCUUGGGAAGCCUUUCAGAACACACUGGAGUAACAUUAACUUAGGUGAUUUAAGAGGAAGGGUCUAGAAAGAUGAUAUAUCAAGACUUCAUGAAUCCUAAUUCUACAGUUCCAAAUCAAAUGUCCAGAGUGGUGGCAUGUUUCAGCUGCAAUUACCUGUUGAAAAGCUAACAAGUUGGGACUUGGGUAUGCCACCAUUUACCAGACUAGAAACAGAUUUGUCACCAAUUACAAAUUUGAUGUGGGCUAUAGCAAUGUCAUUUUUUUGAAAGGAUUUAAUUUUCUUUGCAUGUAUUCUGCUUCAAAUGUCGCAUUUCUAGUUAUAAGUUUAUUGUAAUAUUUGUAAUUCCUUCUAAGACUUUCCUAUAGAGGUGUAUUGUACCAACUUCUGUAACAUACGAAGACACUAUAUAAUGUGAGUCUUAUUAAAUUGAAAAGGGAACACGUGGA